Molecule: messenger RNA, 1447 nt
Organism: Eruca vesicaria subsp. sativa (arugula)
Lineage: Eukaryota; Viridiplantae; Streptophyta; Magnoliopsida; Brassicales; Brassicaceae
Source: the annotation of a GenBank genome assembly
AUGGAAGCUAAAACCAUCGCAAUGUCUCUCCCUAGUAACCGCUUUUCGAUUUUCCCGACCUCUCCUCGCUCUUCCUUCGUUUCCUCAACUCGCUUCUCCCGCCUCCCGCUGAAGCGUGCGUGUAUCGGUGCUGUAACCUCUUGUUCCGGCGUCGAUGAAUCGGCUCUGACUCGGUGGAAUCCGAUUGUUUCGACUCGGCGCCGACUCAUUCCUGCUCCUGUUCGUGCAAUUGACUCGGAGGGAUCUCCAGGUUUAGGGAAAGUUAAGGAAUACGAAGAAUGGGAUUCAUGGACGGCCAAAUUCUCCGCCGGAGCGAAUAUUCCGUUUCUGAUGCUUCAAUUGCCACAGAUCAUCCUCAAUGCUCAGAAUCUUUUGGCGGGAAACAACACCGCACUUUCCGCAGUCCCAUGGCUGGGGAUGUUGACUGGUUUGUUAGGGAACCUUUCGUUGCUUUCUUAUUUCGUAAAGAAGAAGGAAAAAGAAGCAGCUGUGGUGCAAACACUUGGAGUCCUCUCCACUCACGUUGUUCUUACGCAGCUCACCAUGGCUGGAGCUAUGCCUAUGCCCUAUUUUGUUGCUACUUCGGUUGUUGUCACGUUUGGUGUUAUAUUGAACUGUUUGUUCUAUUUCGGUAAGCUGAGCAAAACUCUUUGGCGACUUUGGGAAGACUUUAUCACUGUUGGUGGACUCUGUGUUCUACCUCAAGUCAUGUGGUCAACUUUUGUCCCUCUGGUACCAAACAGUAUCUUGCCUGGGACAACUGCCUUUGUUAUAGCUGUAGCGGCUGUAUUUAUGGCUCGAACAGGGAAACUCCCAGAGGAAGGUGUUAAGUUUGUCGAGUCUUUAUCUGGAUGGACAGCGACACUUAUGUUCAUGUGGAUGCCUGUUUCCCAAAUGUGGACAAAUUUCCUAAGUCCAGACAACAUAAAAGGCUUAUCACCAAUCACAAUGUUGCUUUCGAUGAUGGGGAACGGGCUUAUGCUCCCCAGAGCGUUAUUUAUCCGUGAUUUGAUGUGGUUCACUGGUUCAAUAUGGGCAACUCUCUUUUAUGGAUAUGGAAACAUUCUGUGCUUAUACUUGUCUAACUGCACCAGCAAGUCAUUCUUUGUGGCAUCCACAAUUGGUUUGAUAUCAUGGAUAGGACUUGCUUUGUGGAGAGAUUCAACAGCUCAUGGUCUCAACUCGCCGUUUAGAUCUUUGAAGGAGCUGGUUUUUGGGUCAUAACUCAAUAGAGCUUAAACACCGUUUGCUUCAAGCAAGCAAGCAAGUACAUAGAGGAUUACUUGUUUGUAUCAAGGACCAAGCCAUAUGUAUUAUUUAUGCUAUUUGUAUUUGUCCCAAGUUCCUAUAUAAAAUGCACUUCAUUACUACGCUGAAUCACACUAAACCAUUUAUAAAUUUGUUUAUUCCUACGAUAUUUUAUGUUAAUAAGAUUUAAAAACAUCAA